AUGGCGAGGUACUCUGUCUUAUAUUUCAUUCUGCUGAGCACACUGAUUGACAGGGACCAAGCCUGCUUCUGUGAUCACUACCCAUGGACUCCGUGGUCCAGCUGCUCAAAAACCUGCAAUUCUGGAACUCAGAGCCGACAGAGACAAAUAGUAAUGGACAGUUACUAUUGGGACAAUUCUUGUGACCAGAUUUGCACCAAGCAGGAGACCAGAGCAUGCAACUGGCAGAUGUGUCCCAUCAACUGCCUUCUGGGAGACUAUGGGCCAUGGUCGGACUGUGACCCCUGUGUUGGAAAACAGUUCAAGAUUAGAUCUGUCUUGCGCCCUAGUCAAUUUGGAGGACAACCGUGUACUGAGCCCCUGAGCACCUUUCAACCAUGCAUCCCAUCUAAACUCUGCAGAAUUGAAGAGGCUGAUUGCAAGAACAAAUUUCGUUGUGACAGUGGGCGUUGCAUUCCCAACAGGUUAGAAUGCAAUGGAGAAAAUGAUUGUGGAGACAACUCAGAUGAAAAGGAUUGUGGGAGAACUAAGGCAGUGUGUCCCCGGCAGUACACACCCAUCCCUAGUGCACAGUUGAUGGGUGCUGGGUUUCAUUUUCUAGCUGGGGAACCGAGAGGAGAAGUCCUUGAUAACUCUUUCACUGGAGGAAUGUGUAAAACUGUCAAGAGCAGUCGAGCAAGUAAUCCAUACCGAGUCCCAGCCAACCUGGAGAAUGUCAACUUCGAGGUAAAAACUGAAGAAGAUGAUUUGGAAACAGAUUUCUACAAGGAUUUAAUUAAUUUUGGAAAGAAUGAAAAUCAAAACAAAAUUUUGUCAGCUUCACAGAAAGGUUCUUCUGGGGUGCCAUUUUUGUUUUCCAAAAAGAAAAGUAAGAGCAUCAACCAAAACUGGGCCUUCAAACAAGCUAUUCAAGCUUCCCACAAAAAGGAUUCAAGCUUUAUUAGAGUCCAUAAAGUGAUAAAAGUCUUAAACUUCACAAUGCAAGCUACCAAUCUGCAGCUUUCUAAUGUCUUUUUGAAAGCACUUAACCAGCUGCCUUUAGAGUACAACUCUGCAAUGUAUAGUAGAAUCUUUGAUGACUUUGGAACUCACUACUUCACCUCUGGUUCCCUGGGAGGUGUGUACGACCUUCUCUACCAGUUUAGCAGUGAGGAGCUAAAGAACUCAGGUUCAAUUUUGCAGGCAGCAGAGAAAGCCAUAUCACUGGUUCAAGGAGGUAGGAGCGAGUAUGCAGCUGCUUUAGCAUGGGAGAAAGGGAACUCUGGUCCCGAGGAGAAAGUCUUUUCUGAGUGGUUGGAAUCAGUGAAGGAAAAUCCCGCUGUGGUUGACUUUGAGCUUGCCCCCAUCAUGGACCUGGUAAGAAACAUCCCCUGUGCAGUGACCAAGCGGAAUAACCUGAGGAAAGCUUUCCAAGAAUACGCAGCCAAGUUUGACCCUUGCCAGUGUGCUCCAUGCCCUAACAAUGGCCGUCCCAUGCUUUCUGGGACUGAGUGUGUGUGUGUGUGCCAGAGUGGUACCUACGGUGAGAACUGCGAGGAGCGCUCUCCAGACUUCAAGUCCAGUGCAGUAGAUGGGAACUGGGGCUGCUGGUCUUCCUGGAGUGCAUGCAAUGCUGCUUAUAAAAGAUCAAGAACCAGAGAGUGCAAUAACCCUGCCCCCCAACAAGGAGGGAGACGCUGUGAGGGGGAGGAGAGACAAGAGGAGCACUGCACGUUUUCAAUCAUGGAAAAUAUUGGGCAGCCAUGCAUCAGUGAUGAAGAAGAAAUGAAAGAGGUAGAUCUUCCUGAAAUAGAAACAGAUUCAGGAUGUCCUCAGCCAAUGCUUCCAGAAAAUGCAUUUAUCUGGAAUGAAAAGAAACUAUACUCCAUUGGAGAAGAAAUAGAAAUUGCAUGCCUUACUGGAUUCAAAGCUGCUGGGUACCAGUACUUCACAUGCUUACCAGACAGGACCUGGAGGAGAGGAGAUGUAGAGUGCCAACGCACAGAGUGCCUCAAACCAAUUUUUCAAGAUGUCCUGACCAUCACACCGUUUCAGAGAAUAUACAGACUGGGUGAAUCCAUUGAGCUAAGCUGCCCCAAAGGCUUCACUGUGGCUGGGCCAUCAAGGUACACGUGCCAGGGGGAUUCCUGGACACCACCCAUUCCAAACUCACUGACCUGUGAAGAAGAUAUUCUGAAAAAAUUGAAGGGCCACUGUCAGCCUGGACAAAAACAACUGGGAUCUGAAUGUACCUGUAUGUCUCCAGAAGACUGUAGCCAUUAUUCAGAAGAUCUCUGUGUAUUUGAUUUGGGCUCCAACCAUUAUUUUACUUCACCUUCUUGCACUUUUUUGGCCAAGAGAUGUUUAAAUAAUGAGCAACUCCAUUUUCUACAUAUUGGUUCUUGCCAAGAUGGUCCACAGUUAGAAUGGGGUCUUGAAAGGAUGAAGCUUGCAUUCAACAGCACAAAGAAAGAAUUGUGUGGCUUCGAUACAUGCUACGACUGGGAAAAAUGUUCAGCCUCCACUUCCCGAUGCAUCUGUUUGUUGCCUCCCCAGUGCAUCAAGGGGGGAACCCAACUCUACUGUGUCAAAAUAGGAUCUUCAACACGCGAGAAAACAGUGAACAUCUGUGAAGUGGGAACUGUAAUGUGUGCAAACAGGAAGGUAGAAAUACUACACUCUGGGAAGUGUUUGGUCUAA
Molecule: messenger RNA, 2679 nt
Organism: Dipodomys ordii (Ord's kangaroo rat)
Lineage: Eukaryota; Metazoa; Chordata; Mammalia; Rodentia; Heteromyidae
Gene: C6
Product: complement component 6
Exons: 16
Coding region: 1-2679 (892 amino acids)
Biological process (GO): immune response
Cellular component (GO): membrane attack complex
Molecular function (GO): protein binding
Source: RefSeq, a predicted model, not a curated record